AUGAACUCUGCACUGAGGAUAUUUACUUUUUUUUCAGUGUGGAGUGGAGGGGUGGACCUACAAGGACCUUUAUUCAUACACGAGCCUCCUCAUCGGGUAGAAUUCAGUAAUAGUUCGGGAGGAAAAGUAGAUUGUACCGCACAAGGUAGUCCCCCUCCGGAGGUUGAGUGGAUUCUUGCGGAUGGAUCUCCAGUACAUCAGGUGUCGGAACUGAGGCUGCUAUUUCCCAACGGCUCGCUCGUGUUCCCGCCAUUUACCAACGACCGUUAUCGACACGAUGUACACGCCGCCCUCUACCGGUGUCGGCUGAAAAGUGCUCUGGGGAUCGUCGUCAGCAGGGAGGUGCACGUUAAAGCGGUUGUUAAACAGAAGUAUGAUAUACAAGUCCACGACGAGUAUGUAAUAGCUGGCAACACUGCCGUCCUCAAAUGUAAAAUACCAAACUACGUAGCCGAAUACGUUAUGGUUACGUCUUGGAUUCAAGAUGAUUCUAUUAAUAUCUAUCCCAAUACAGACAUUGGGGGGAAAUACGUCGUACUAGCAAACGGGGAUCUCUACAUCAGCAAUGCCGGUCCUGGAGACGGUUACAAGAAUUACGCUUGUCGUACUGUACAUAAAUUGACAGGCGAAGUACAAACAUCGUCGUAUCCAGGUCGAGUAAUCGUCACCGAGCCUAAAGGUGAUUCCCAACCUCGCAUCAGCGUCGACAAAUACAACGCGCGACGCGUCGUUCUUGGCGAAGACGUGACGCUGCCUUGCGUCGCUCAGGGACAUCCCGUCCCGGGAUAUUACUGGAAGAGGGAGUUGCAGGGACAGAGCGUGCCUGUUGCGCUCGGAGAGAGAUUAACGAUACUUUCGGCUGGUUUGCUCAGGAUAUCUAAGGUCAGACUCGAAGAUAGGGGUGUUUACAUUUGCUUCGCGAACAAUUCAGCGGGGGAAGAGAGCGUCCGAGUAACUUUGGAAGUAACUGCUCAAUUAUCAGCCCACGUCCAACCUCAAGUACAAGUUGUUGAUGUUGGGAAGGAUGCCAACUUUCAAUGCAUUGUUAAUGGAUAUCCCAUUUCGCAGAUUAGUUGGCUGCAUAACGGAAAACCAAUCGCCCAAGACAACCGCAUGGAAGUAACAGCCGAACCACCUCGCCUGACCUUAAAGGCUCUCACCAAAGAGGACAGAGGCAUGUUCCAAUGCAUCGUGAGCAAUAACUGGGACCAAUCUCAAGCCAUCGCCGAACUCGACAUGGGCGACGCCGGUCCUGAACUGAUGUACUGGUUUUCGGAGCAAACACUUCAACCGGGCCCGACGGUUUCUUUGAAGUGUGUGGCAACGGGAAAUCCACCGCCACAGUUUACUUGGACUCUGGACGGAUUUCCCAUUCCCGAUCAUCCUAGGUUUUUAGUAGGCCAAUACGUAACCAUUCAAGACGACGUCAUCAGCCACGUCAACAUCACCAACAUUAAAGCCGAGGACGGAGGAGAAUAUACAUGUACAGCUCACAAUACAGUUGGGAAAAUCUCUCAUAGCGCUCGAGUAAACGUGUAUGGCCUGCCUUAUAUCAGAGACAUGCAUAAAAUCACCGGAGUCGCCGGCAUGAGUUUAAUUAUAAAGUGCCCCGUGGCAGGCUACCCCAUCGAAACAAUAACGUGGGAACGUGAGGGUCAAAUUCUUCCUAUCAAUCGCCGUCAAAGGGUUUAUGCCAACGGCACUCUUGUGAUUGAGCAGACCCAGAGGAGAGAGGACGCCGGCACGUACACUUGUCAAGCUCAAAACAGGCAAAGGAACACGGCGAGGAGGGACGUCGAGAUUCAGGUCAUAGUUCCGCCGAAAAUCCUGCCGAUAAACCCCAUGACAGAUCUAUUAAGGGAAGGUAUGCGAGCGGCGAUCACCUGCCAAAUCAUGGAAGGCGACCUGCCCAUAACGUUCCGCUGGGAGCGCAACGCGAAGGUCGUCUCCAACAACGCGGCGCUGGGCACCGUCAUCAGACGAAUCGACGAGUUCGCUUCUUCGUUAAUUAUCGACGCUGUGACUUCCGCCCACAGCGGAAAUUACACGUGCAUCGCGAGCAACGUCGCCGGUGCGGAGAAGUAUGUCGUUCCGCUUACUGUUAAUGUACCCCCUCGUUGGACAGUAGAACCUGCGGAUUCAAGUGUAGCAGCUGGACAAGAAGCGGUUAUUCACUGCCAAGCUGAUGGAUAUCCUAAACCAAUUAUAACUUGGAAAAAAGCUGUAGGAGAACAACCCGGAGAAUAUAAAGAUUUCCUCUUUGAACCCAAUGUUCAACAAUACCAAAACGGUAGUUUAAUAUUCAUGCACAUAUCAAAGGAGAAUGAAGGACAUUACUUAUGUGAAGGAAAGAACAACAUUGGCACUGGAGUCAGUAAAGUCAUACACUUGCGAGUGAACGCUCCAGCAUAUUUUACUCAAAAAUCCAAGCAACUUCAGGUUGUUAAGGGAGAACAAGCCCAUCUGCAAUGUUCUGCUCUUGGAGAUACUCCAAUGGAAAUAAACUGGAAAGUCGGAGGUCAACAUAUAUCCAAAGAUGGAGAUCAAAGGUACACAAUAAGAGAACAAGUCUUAGCAGAAGGAAUGGUUUCAGAACUAGGUAUCGAAAGAACAAUUCGACAGGAUACGGGAAUAUUCAUUUGUUCUGCCAACAAUGCUUACGGAAACGACGAUAUGAAUAUCCAGUUGAUAGUUCAGGAAAUUCCCGAACCUCCCAGAAAUGUUAGAGUCAUGGAUCAGUUGUCGAGGUCGAUAGGUGUCUCAUGGACCCAACCUUAUGCGGGAAAUAGCCCAAUUUUGAAUUAUAUCAUCCAAUAUAAGAUUGGAUCAGAGACGUGGCCAACGCAGCCGCUCAAAGUAACAGUUCCAGGAUCUCAAACUACAACAACUCUUCCAAACCUCCAUCCAGCCCAAGUCUACCAUUUGAGACUAUUAGCUGAAAACAGACUAGGAUUAAGCGAACCCAGCCAAACUGUACAAGUCAAUACUCUGGAGGAGGUGCCCAGUGGAGCUCCGUUGGACAUACGAGCAGAGCCAAAGAGCUCGACUGAAAUAGUGGUUACGUGGGAGCCGCCUCCAAGGGAAUCCUGGAAUGGGAAUCUGUUGGGAUACCACGUUGGGUAUCAGGAAUAUACCAACGACGAUUCAAAUAAUAUUGCUCAAAAUUAUAUUUUUAAAAGCGUCGAAGUCAGGCCUCAUUUUGGAGGGGAGGCUACUCUUCAGGGAUUGGCCAAGUUUACUACAUAUAAUAUAGUUGUCCAGGCAUAUAACAGUCGAGGAUCUGGACCGGCCAGCGAACCAGUCACUGCAAGAACUUUAGAAGACUCGCCCACUCUACCUCCAGAAAACGUUCAAUGCUCCGUUUUAAAUGCUCAAAGUCUACACAUAUCAUGGGAACCUCCGCUAGUUGAGGGUCAAAAUGGCAUCAUCCAAGGGUACAAAGUAACUUACCAUUCUGUUGGAGAAUGGUUCGACAACGAAGAUCAACAAACAAAAAUUGUUAAUCAACUUAGAACAACGAUUUCCGGAUUAAGAAAAUAUACUAACUAUAGUAUGACAGUGUUAGCAUAUACUUCCAGUGGGGAUGGUGUAAGAUCUGUUCCAGUAUUUUGCCAAACUGAAGAAGACGUGCCUUCUGCCCCUGCUCAGAUAAAAGCAAUUCAAAGUGCUGCCAAUAAAAUACUCGUAUCGUGGCUACCGCCGAAGUACAGCAAUGGACCAUUGACUGGCUAUACUUUCUACAUGAGCAUAGUUGAGGAUGGCCAGGAAGAGGGUACCCACAAAAGAGCACUCAAUCCAACGACGGAAAUGCACGAAGUACUUCGAACUCAAGAUACUGCCACUCUGCAGUUUUGGGUUACUGCUUCAACGAGAAUUGGAGACGGUGAAAGCACUCGAGUCGUGACCGUCACCCCCUCCAAAACAGUACCUGCCCGAAUAGCCUCUUUUGGCCGAGAAGUAAUAAGCGCUUGGAAGCAAGAUAUUUACUUGCACUGCCGUCGUGUGGGUAUCCCCCUUCCGAGCGUCAAUUGGAGACUGAACGACCUUCCUCUAGAAGUUGGAGGCCGCAGAUCUAUUUUUGCAAACGCAACUUUAGUGAUAAAAGACAUUCAGAAUGUAGAUCAAGCGAAUUAUUCUUGUAGUGUAGAAAAUCAGUAUGGACACGAUGAAAUAGUGUACAGUUUAAAAGUGUUGGUUCCUCCGGAGGCGCCGGUGUUGACCGUUGUUGAGUCUUUUACAGAUAGUUUGCUGUUGAGAUGGAGUGAUCAGGGAAACGGAGGAUCACCAAUUUUAGGGUAUGUAAUAAAUUACAAGAGAAACCAUGGAGACUGGGAAGAGUUGCAGAUUUCUGCUAGAACUGAUGAACAUAUGUUAAGGAAUUUAUGGUGCGGUACUAAGUACCUUUUAUAUAUCACUGCUUUUAAUAGAAUCGGCACGGGCCUACCAUGCGAUAUUGUACCAGCUCAAACCAAAGGCACAGUACCAAUUCAACCCAAGCAGUCGCAAAUGCUCACGAUGAACUCUACGGUAGUAACAGUGUGGCUUGACUCGUGGGGAGACGGGGGCUGUGGAAUUUUAUAUUUUAUAAUAGAGUACAGGUCCUCGAGAUACAGUUCCUGGACGACUUCGUCAAAUCACGUCAAACCUACAGAGCGGAUAUACAGCAUUAUCGAUCUGCUACCAGCUACAGAGUACCAGCUUAAAAUUACAGCCCACAAUAAUGCUGGAGAUAGAGAAGCUGUGUACAAUUUUACUACUUUAACACCCUUGGGUGUUGUACCUGAGCUAACACCACCAGUUUCUCAUUCUGGGGAUCAACCAUUCUACGCCAACGCAAAAGUCUUGGUGCCAAUAAUGCUUUCAGUGACUGUAUUAGUAGCACUGAUUGCAACUUUGUUUUGGAGACGAAAGUUAAGGCGAGACGAGCAAAACCGUUCCAUCGGUGAAUCCCCUUCGAUGGCGCAAAUCCAGAACAAACAAAACAGAGACCAGCAGUACCUAGCGGUACGUGUGGGCCGAGGUCAACAAGCUUUAGCUGCCGAAGACGCCUACAAAGCAGAAUCGGCAGACUACAUCGAAGACAUCUGCCCUUACGCUACCUUCCAACUCUCCAAGAAUACCUACAGCGAGAGUUCGUACAGUGGAAACGUUUAUAGUGGGCCGUACCACUCGGUACGCGGCUCUUUUGUUUAUCAUGACGUUAAACCACCACCUAUUGAUAAUUUUAAGUUAGGACAUAGUAAAGAACCUGAGUAUUCCAAAGUUAGAAGAAAAGGAGGAAGACUGAGAGACCCUCAUUCUGAAAGUCAAGAGUCUGAUAACCUGGGCAGCACUGACUCAGAGGUCAAGAAGAUAUUAACCCUACACCUGCCUAUUUCAGAAUAUGAUACGCUCGGAUCAGAUUCUGAUGGGGCCGAUGGCAGGGCGACUAGUCAAGAAAUGAUGUCCUUCGGCCACAGAAUGAGGGGUGGAGCAGAAGGGUCGUCAUCUUCAUCAGAAACUUCACCGCCGUCUGGUAGCGUCGGCAGAAAACCUUAUAUAUCUCGGAAGGGAAAAGUUAAAGCUACACCUCUCAAUAAACGCCACGUUAGAAGUAGUAGUGGAUAUUCUAGUCACAAUGAAGAAACAACAUUUAGUAUCUCACAUGCUCCAAGCUUCAACGAACGAAUACAUCCUCCUUCGAGAUUCUCCGAUCUGAACACGAGGAACCACAGCGAACCCGAAUACGAGAAGGGAACCAAACAGCUUCGAGGUAUGUCGAAGCUGAGUAGAGAGACAUUUCAAAUAAAUGUAUGAGACAUACUAAAAGAAAGUUUGGAAGAACACGAACCCGGCUAACAUCAGCUUAAAUAGUCGGACUGUAUUUUAAGGUUCUAGAUACGGACUGGUUGGAUCUCAGAAUAUUUUUACGAACGUCAACUUUAAGUAACAUUAACAAGGUUUUAAUUAAAUCGAAAAAAUAAAUACAUUGUUUUAUGUUUGAUGCAAGUACGAUAUAUACUAUAAUAAAUAUUAUUGAAAUCUUACAAUAAAAUACUGAAUAACUUUUGUUUUUAAUACUUCCACAGAAUUUAUUAUAAGUUAUGGUCUCUACAGCUGUUUCGGUAGAGUGCUUUUCUCAAGUGAUGUAUGUAUUUUAUUAUGUUCUGCAUUGGAGAAAAGGCAGGCGGCUUGAGAUUGAAAUGUUUAGUUUAUUCCGUUCUUGUGAAUCUUCAGCCACCUUGUCUUCUCUGGGGUUGUUGGUGUAUUUUCUGGACUUAUUGAAUGGACUGUAUUAUUUGGAGUUUCUUUUAGUACGUAAAGAUAAGAGUAACACGACAAUACAAACUUUUAUUUCUUUACGCACUAUAGGUAACAGGAACAGGUAUGGGUGACAAUAUCGAAUAUGUUGUUACACUAAUUUUAAGUUUUCGCAAUCGCUGUGACAAAUUCUGGUUCUUCAAGUUAAUAUUUGAGAUUCAGAGAGCGGGGAGAUUUUUCGGUGAGACUUUUCUAAUGACAGACUUUUUCUUAUUUUUGAUUUUUGUUAAUAAAUAAACUGAUUAGCAACGCAGAACUCGCUCUGUGACGUUAAUAAAUGCUCACGUCACACAAUAAAAUAUACAAGAUGCGAAGAAAUAUUUUAUUGCAUGAACACUUUGAAAUUUACAGGGUUGGAAACAAAUCAGUUUUCAACCAUGCAUUUUAAAGUAUCUAACUGAAUUGGUUGAGGAGUGGGGAGCUGUUUGUCUCCAGUUGUUCAUUCAGAACUAUGUCUGUAUUGGUUAAUUUAUUAAUUUCCAUAGAUUCUAAUAAAGAUAGAUUAAGUCUGUAUUUUGAAUGGGUAUGCAGAAUUUGAAACUGUUCAUUAAAAUAAUGAUUAUGAUCUAAAAGAUGAAGUGCGUACAUAGAAUAUGUUUUUCUAUUAUUGAAAGCCCGUUUGUGUUCUGCUGUACGUUGGUCAAAGGUUCUGCAAGUUUGGCCAAUGUAAGUUUUUGCACUCUGUAAUUGCUUUUUAUUUUGGCUCUUAUUGUUCUUAAUGUAUUUGCUCAAGUUGUUGUUUUUUUUAAAGCUGGUUUUAUUCCUUUAUUUUUCAUGUGUUUGGCUAUUUUUGAUGAUAUAUUGCCUGUUUAUGCAAUAGAGCAGAAAGUACUAUUUUUUUCUGUGGUUGUGGGAAGAAAGGCACUCUGUCGAAACAGCUAUAGUCUUCGCUUUGUUGAGGGUUAGGUUCUCUAUGCAUUAUUGACCAGUUUUCGUUGUGUUGCACCAGCAUCACUAGGUCAUCCGCAUAUGCUAUUGCCUGUACACCAAUUCUUAGGUUGGUCUUCAAAAUCCCGUUGUAUAGAAUAUUGCAAAGCAAUGGCCUAAGGACGGAACUCUGGGGUACUUCUGCCGUGGUGCUCAUAGAGUAACCACUCCCAAUGUUGAUGUAUCUAUCUGUGAAGUAAGUAGUUCCUGGUCCAGUUCCUUAAGUUGCCCAGUAGCCUGACGAUGAUUUACCAGCUAGCUUUUUUUCAGCUGUGAUACUUUUUGUUGAAAAGUAGAAACUAGAAAUCACAAAAGAAGCAAUAAGGAAUAACAUACGUAAAUUAAAAAAUAGAAAAGCCCCAGGACCCGAUGGGAUACCAAAUGAACUCCUAAAAUACAGAGGAGAACUCUUAAUCGAAAACAUAGAGGUUCUCUUUCAAGAAAUAAUAUGUAGCCAGCGCGAGCGAGUACCAGACCAGUGGAGGAUAAGUAUAACAAUACCUAUACACAAGAGAGGAAACAGCAAAGACCGUAGCAACUACCGUACCAUCACCUUGCUAAGCACAACUCUUAAACUUUUAACAAAAAUAUCUGCCAAUAAAAUAAAUGAAGAUUACACAAUUAGUAAGGACCAACAAGGUUUUUGAAAAAAUAGGUCCACAAGACCUGUUGCAACAAUAUUCAUAGCCAGACAAAUUGCUGAGAAAGCACUGGAAUAAAAUAAACCUGCAUUUAUGUGCUUUAUAGAUCUGACUAGGGCCUUCGAUUGUGUAAGAUUGGAAGAUGUGCUAAGAUUACUAAAGGAGAAAAAUCAGCCCAACAAGAUGAUAUGUAUAAUUAGGACAUUAAUACGAAGAACAAAAGCAGAAUAAAAGUGGAGAAUGAACUAACAUCGGAAGUAGAAAUCAACUCGGGAAUCAGACAAGGGGCUUGAGCCCAUUGCUUUUUAAUUUAGUUAUGGACAAAAUCAUAGAAACCAUUAAAGGUACUGGAAAAGGAUAUAAGAUGGCGGAAAAACAAAUAAAAAUCCUCUGUUAUGCUGACGACGCAAUCUUAAUCUCCGAUAACGAGGAUAACCUACAGCGAAUGGCACAAACUUUCAAUACAGCGACGAAGAACUACAAUAUGAAAAUAUCAACAGCUAAGACAAAAUCCCUAGUAGUGUCAAGGGAACCCAAAUUAGUAUUCAACAACGAACUAAUUGAACAAUUCUCGAGAUUUGAAUAUCUGGGAGUCGAAAUAUGUAGUUAUAGAGAUGUUAAAGAGAGCAAAUAAAGCCAAUUACGUGUCAGGAUGUCUGAGGGAUGUCAUCUGCAGAAACAAAUAUAAGAGGAUGGAAGGGAAAGUACGCAUAUACAAAUCAUGUGUAAUACCGAUCAUGACGUACGGGAUAGAAGCAAGAUGUAACACAGCAGAAACCAAGAGGAUACUGAGAACAUCAGAAAUGAGCACGUUGAGGUCAAUAACUGGGAAAACACUGAGAGACAGAAUACCGAACGACAGAAUAAGAGAUCUCUGUAACAUGCAAGAUAUAGUACGGUGGGGAAGACAGAGACGACGAGAGUGGAAUCAGCAUGUGAGGAGAAUAGACAGCGAAAGAAUAGCCCGUAUAGCCAGGGAUUCGAAGCCAACAGGCAAGAGUCCAAUAGGAAGGCCCUUUAAAAAGUGGCGAGAUAGCUGGCAGUCAACGUCACAGCUACGAAUACAAGCUCAAAAUCGGUUAAGAACAGGCCAAGAGGCCUAAUAUAAAAAGAACAAGAUAGUUUUCGUUGAAGUAAUUCUCACAUCUGACCAUUGUGAUACUGAAAUAAAUUAUUAUCAAACGUUUUUAUCGAAGUUAUCUGUACAAUAGACAAAAUUUCUGGAUUUUUUUUUUAAUUUUUUCAAAAAAAAUAUAUGUACAUGGUUUCAUUUGAAACGUUGUUAAUGUUAUUUAAAGUUAGCCCUACUCAAGGUAACAUAAUAAAGAUUUAAUUGCCGAUAAAAAUUCCCACCUCAGUGUAACAAAAACAGUUAGGGGUCCCAGAAAUAACUAUUGAUGGCAUUUUUUUUCACUAUACUGUUUUUGUAUAGUUUUCGUAUUUUCAAAAUUAAUGCCUUCUGAUAGUGGUUUAGGCAAUUUUCAUUUAUUUUCUUCUAUAAGAGUAAGUACUUUUAUAAAAAUUUAAAUGGGAUCUCCCACUAAUUGCCUAUAUACCAUAUUUAUAAAAAAUUACUUUGAAGUAAAUGACACUUUUGGUGUAAAAUUUUAUUAAUAAAUUUUUAAAAAUAUCCAAAAUGGAUUUAUAAAUUCAAGACGUUUUCAGUACUAUCGGACCAUCAUCAGUGAAAAACGUAUAUACAUGCAGUAAUUGGAACUAGCCACAGAAUGAGAUCAAAUGACCCUUAAAUUACAUAAUUAAAGUUUUAAAUAUUAUAAAUAUUGUUACACAGGGUCAAUGUUAAAUGGUAACAUUUUCAAGGGGAAGACACAGAUCUCCGUUCAAAGACAUAGACGUAGUCCAGAGAGAAGUAACAACCAACUAAUAGUUAAAUUAAAAUGUUGACUAUCAGUAAUCUUCCAGUAAAAAUAGAAGGAUAAAAAUACAGGCGUAUGGUCUGUAGCUUAUAGUAUAAAGAAUAGAAGAUGCAGGUAUGUACAUAAAUGGUCUUUUUUUAAUAUGCAAGUGUAAGAGGAUCGCUUCAGAUUGUUUAUGUAAAUAAUUAUUAUUAUUUAUGUCAUAAGCUUACCUUAGAUGAUGAGGUAUUAAGGAAAUAAUUUGAGAGAUUCAUGAGGUAAAAAAUUUAAAGACAUUUAACGAAAAAUCGAUUGUAGAAGGGAAAUGAAAUUUGGAGUGUCGCAUGAUACUCAGAGUUAUUUAUUUCCAAUAUAAAUGAUAAUUGACCAAUCACACUAGAUUUACAGAACAAUAUAAUACGAUAUAGAGAUAGGGAUCGGAUUACGAACAAGGAAAUAAUACGGAGAACAGGAGUUACAUAAAUAAUUAUGACCCUUAAGUGGAACUGGGCACGAUACGUAUAUAGAAUGUCGGAUAACAGAUGGACACAGAGAAUAAUACACUGGAGACCAAGACAAGAAGCAUAUCGGAGUAGAGGUCGUCCACCAACAAGAUGGUCUGACGACAUAAAACGGAUCGACCAAAAUUGGAUGUAAACAGCACAAAAUAGGAAUACAUGGAAAAGACUGAGGGAGACCUACAUCCAGCAGUGGAUAGAUCCGGGUUGAAUGAUGAUGAUGAUAAUACGAUAUCAGUUGUUAAAUUGUUGUGUUUGAAAUUAUAAGUUAUAAUUCAUUUUAUUUUACCAUUUGAUAUCAAUCUUAUUUCUGGGACAACCGCAAAUUCGCCAAACUUUCAUAUAAUGUAGUAAAUUUUACAAAAACACUCCAUUCUUUAUAGUUAGUAUAAUUUUAAGUUUUUUUUACCAUGUACUUUAUAUAUUUUGUAAUACUCACACUUAUUUAUAAUUAAUAGUCAUUAAACAAUAUAUACAUACUAA
Messenger RNA from Diabrotica virgifera virgifera (western corn rootworm), 10725 nucleotides. It is a transcript of the gene Dscam4, whose product is annotated as cell adhesion molecule Dscam2. Gene Ontology annotation, cellular component: axon; plasma membrane. Gene Ontology annotation, biological process: axon guidance; cell-cell adhesion. Gene Ontology annotation, molecular function: protein binding. The record is from RefSeq and is a predicted model, not a curated record. Lineage: Eukaryota; Metazoa; Arthropoda; Insecta; Coleoptera; Chrysomelidae. The transcript has 27 exons. The coding region runs from base 1 to 5796 and encodes 1931 amino acids.